GUGGUUGAAAACCGCCGCUGUGUAUACCAGUCGUACGUAGGCGAUCACGCGGUUAACCAGGCCUUCAAUUCCAUGUCGCUGUCUCUCGUCCUGUUUCUUAAAUACGGUCUUCUUCUGAUCAUCGGCUUCGAGAAUGGUGUUUGUGAUGAGCACGAAUACAGAUUGACGAAGCAUCUGCUGGAUGGAUAUGACGCCGGUGUACGACCAGCUAAAAAUUCGUCCCAGCCCUUGGUCGUGGUCUUUGGGCUAUCCCUUCAUCACAUUAUCGAUGUUGAUGAAAAGAACCAGAUACUCACGACCAAUUGUUGGGUUACGCAAGUUUGGACAGACCAUCAUUUGAAAUGGAAUGCCUCGGAAUUUGCUGGAAUUCGAGUAAUCCGUGUUCCCUAUAAUCGUGUUUGGCGACCUGACACUAUUUUAUACAACAAUGCGGAUCCGCAAUAUAGUUCAGCAGUCAUCAAUACAAACGUAAUCGUCAGCCACACAGGCGAAGUGGUCUGGUUAAGCCAUGGUAUCUUUCGUAGCAGUUGCGACAUAAACGUAGAAUUUUUUCCCUUUGACGAACAACGAUGCGCUCUGAAAUGGGCCUCUUGGACAUACGACGGAUAUCAACUUGAGCUGGAGAGACAGAGCGAGGAGGGGGACGUGAGUAAUUAUCAAGCGAACGGCGAGUUCCAUCUUCUGGAUUUCACCGCCCGCAGAAACAUCGAGUACUACUCCUGCUGCCAAGAACCGUAUCCCGACAUCACUUACGAGAUUCGCUUACGACGACGUCCGAUGUUCUACGUCUUCAACCUGAUUCUGCCCUGCAUACUAAUCAACGGUGUCGCCCUGCUGGUUUUCUACGUGCCCUCCGAGUCGGGAGAGAAAGUCACCCUCGGCAUCUCGGCCCUCCUCUCCAUGACAGUUUUCUUGAUGACCAUUCGCGAAACUUUGCCGCCUACGGAGAAGACGCCGUUAAUAAGUCUUUAUUACGGUGUCAGCAUUUGCCUGGUGUCGUUUGCAUCCGGUCUGGCGGUUGUAACAUUGAAUUUGCAUCACCGUGGUGUGCGGGGUAUACGAGUACCGAGUAUCGUGAGAUCGUUGGUCUUAGACAAAUUAGCCAGAAUAGUAUUUCUGAAUUUCGAAGAGGAGAAUAGAUCGCAAAAGAAAACUAAAAGAACUAUGAGGUACAAGAACAAUUGCCCGCUGCACUGUAAAUCCGAAUUGCCGGAACAGCACAUAUCUCCCAAGUAUGUAUCGAGGAGGGAUGAUAGUAAUAGCAGCAGUCCCAGUUUAGAUCUCGGAAAAGAAGGCGGCCUUGAGGCGCAGUGGUCUCGGGUCCUGGGAAGAGUGCAUGCGACCAUUGAGAGAAACGAGCGGCGCCUGGUAGAACAAGAUCGCCGAGAAAGGACAGAGUUAGAUUGGAAACAAGUCGCUCUGGUCAGUGAUCGUGCGCUAUUGUGCGUUUUCUUUCUCACGACAAUUAUUAGUACGGCGGUGAUUUUAUGCGGCUCACCUCCGACUCAGGAUGCAUCUAAAGAUGGGUAAUCCUUGGAUUAUCGAUUCGAUUAAUCGACUAAAUGGUUGGCGGUCAUAACUUCUUCUUCAUCAUUGCUGGACUCAAAGAAUAAUUUUAUUCUCUCCACAUAUAUUGCACAUUAAAAAAGAUUAAACAGUUCAGUAGAUUCGUCGAUAUAAAGAAUAUAUGAGUGUGUUUCUCGUUAUCUGUUUUAUGAUGAGAUAUGUGUACUAAUCCAUGAAUAAGUAGUUUUGAUAGAAACUUCUUGCUCCCUACAAAGAAAUACUGGCAUUAUAAAAAAUAAAAAUAUCUUUAUUUUUCAUUAUUUAUGAUGUGAUUAUAUUCCAACUAGAAGUAAAGUUACUAACAUAAUUAUGACUGUAAUUAUUAUAAACAAAUUUAAUUGUUUAAUUUCUAAUUAUUUUUUUAAAUGAAGAUUAAUAGAAAAAAAGUUCGAUUAUUUCGAGACUUCAAUUUUUAUCGGUUUUUUUUAAUUCGUGAAUUUUUUGCAGUCUAUACGCGUACAUUUAAAAAACGAAAUAUUUAUUUCCCAAACAGAAGUAAAAUUAAAGAAUAAAAUUGAUUGUUAGAAUCAUUAUUGGCAACAAAUUUAUUAAUUUUUUUCUUUCUGAAGAAAUUCUCAGACUUUUUAAAAAUUUAUAUGUUUCAAAAGUACAACUUAAAUUCACUUUUACUCUUGAUGUUUUCUCUUUGAUAUUGAACAAACAAAGUAGCUGAAGAAACUGUAAAUAUAUGCAUCGAAUUUGUCAGAAUAUGUAAAUUUAGCGAUGCCGUAAGUUCAUAAAAAUUCGUUAGUACAUUAACAAUAUCAAUAGGUUUAUUAAUAUAAAUGUUAAUAUUUAGAUCUAGAAAUAAACGUUCCUUAUCUAUAAAGAACUCGAUAUCUGAAUGUACGAUAGAUGUAUGGUUAAAAAUUAAUACAUAUUUGAACAGGGUUGAAAGUAUAAUCAAGACAUAAAAAGAAUAAAUAAU
This is a messenger RNA of Formica exsecta, 2494 nucleotides long. Its product is annotated as neuronal acetylcholine receptor subunit alpha-10-like. Gene Ontology annotation, molecular function: transmembrane signaling receptor activity; acetylcholine-gated monoatomic cation-selective channel activity. The coding region runs from base 73 to 1530 and encodes 485 amino acids. The transcript is spliced from 10 exons. NCBI's taxonomy places the organism in Eukaryota, Metazoa, Arthropoda, Insecta, Hymenoptera, Formicidae. Gene Ontology annotation, biological process: nervous system process; signal transduction; regulation of membrane potential. Gene Ontology annotation, cellular component: neuron projection; synapse; postsynaptic membrane. The record is from RefSeq and is a predicted model, not a curated record.